Molecule: messenger RNA, 2757 nt
Organism: Mugil cephalus (flathead mullet)
Lineage: Eukaryota; Metazoa; Chordata; Actinopteri; Mugiliformes; Mugilidae
Product: serine-rich coiled-coil domain-containing protein 2-like
Exons: 7
Coding region: 511-2397 (628 amino acids)
Biological process (GO): microtubule bundle formation
Cellular component (GO): microtubule cytoskeleton
Molecular function (GO): microtubule binding
Source: RefSeq, a predicted model, not a curated record
AGUCAGCUGUGCCUCGUGCACGCGCCGUCCGCAUGCACGUCGCGUAUAUGUGGAUGAUUCAGCUGGAUCCGUCAGUUGGUCUGUCCGCCUCGUUCCCUGAGCACGUGCAGCGCCACACAGACGCACGCGGCUUUUUUUGUUUAUUUUGACCUCUGUCCUCUGCGCGAGGGUCGAGGUGAGCCCGUGCAGGUGACACCGAGCAGGGAGACCCCGUGCAGCCCGGUGCACCGGUGCAGGUUCUGGAUCCAGGCCGGAGCGGGAGCGCGUCACCGCGACGGAGCAACCGGAGGAUUUUAUCGGUGUUUAUCGGGACGUUUUGGAGCCUGUCGUGUUUUUAUUUGUCGUUUAUCAGAGUCUUUGAGCGGAUUUAACCCGGACUCGUUCUCGCCGCCCUCCAGCUGCUCCAGUCAACACCAGCGCGGCCACAUUUCCGCAUUGUGACGCCUGAUGCUCGGUGAGUCUGCGGCAGCUCAUCUCUUGUUGUCUCCAUGGUGAAGUGGGCGGGGUCUGAUGUCAGCCCCUCCUCUCACCAACCCUCCCGCCAUGCCCACCAUGGUGUCUCGGCUGCCCAAGUUUGGCUCUCGACCCAAAUCUCAGACGCUUCCCAGCACUCGACUCACCAACGGGUUCUACCAUCACCCCGGACCAGAGGGGGUCAGCGGCUCCUCGACAGCGACGACGCCCUCCGCCGCCGCCGCCGCUAAACAGAACGGCUUCAUCAGAGUCCCGGGUUCUUUUCAAAAAUGGAGGAUGGAGGGAGGGGAAACGGAGAAGGAGGCGAGGAGAGGAAAGGUCGGGAACGGCGGUGGCUUUCAUCAGUAUUACUCCCAGCGGCCGUCACCACGCGAGACCAAACGACCCACUGCUUCCUCUCCUGGAAAGGGGCGUGGCCUCCCCCAGCAGCCUGUGACAUCAUCCUCCUCCUCAUCUUCCUCUCCUCAGUCCAGCCCCAGAACUCUUCCCGUCUCUAAAAGCCUGUCUCCGUUCUCCAAACCGAGCCAAGCGGCCGCGUCCAGACCGAAGCUCUCCGGCCCCAACGCCGUCCCUGGAUCCGGACCACGGACCGGCAGCUCUCUGAGGCGCCCUCAGAGUUUUGCCCGUGGCUUCAGACCCAGUUCCGGUUCAGGAUCUCAAUCCGGUUCACCGGGACAGAGCAAAACCCGAGCCGGUCGCUCUUUCUCCAGCGACAACCUGGGCUCAGCUCCGUCCGUCCCGCUGACGCAGAGCGAUCGGCUUCGAUCGCGUAGCCUCAACCAGGUCCAACGUCAGCCCUCCCCCACCCUCACCCCCGCCUUGUCCCUCCCUCGCCCCCCCAAAGCCCCACCCAGAUCCAGAUCCAGCCCCAUCCACACACAGGAGGGAGGAGCUAAUGGUGGAGGCGUCUUUUCCUCCCUCCUGCCUCCAUCCGCCUUAAAGAAGCCCCUCCUACCCAGCCUCGGCUCCGCCUCCAAGCCCAGCGGCAUCAGCUACAGGCUGUCACGCCCGUCACUCAUCAAGCAGUCCCGCCCCCUCCGGGUGUCGGCGGCCAAUGAGAGAGGUUCAGACCAGGAAGUGAGGGGAGGACUGAAUGGGAGGAGGAACUUGGUGGAGACGCCGUCAACAGAAAACAGCCCAGAAAUCACUCCUGAUGCUCCAGAGGUGGGGGGGCUCCCUGUCUCCCAGGGAGAGGUGUCGAUCGUGGGGGAGACGCUGGAGGACAUGUCCCUGUCUUCCACCUCCUCUCUGGAGAGAAACGACACCAGUCAGGAGUACAUGGACGACUUCGACAACCUGGGUAACGGAGGCGUCGGGAUUCUUCUGCUCUCAUCCAAAAACGAUGAAGACGACUCGGGCCUCGACCAAUCCUGCGCCAGGUUCGACAGCGACGACAAGAUGACGGUGAACGGGGUUGCCAAGGAAACCGGGCUGUGUUUCCUGGACGACGGUGUGGACUGGGCCGACGUGAGGCUUGGAGGGGGACGAGGAGAGCAUCGCCUCAACAGACUGUCCCACCGGAGACGCUCCAGUCAACCCGACGACCACGACCAGGGCGGCUCCUCCCUGGACCUGUCCCCCUCCGACAGCUGUGGAUCUGGGGGGACCUACAUGUGGGACGAGGAGGGUCUGGAACCACUGGGGGGCGCCGCCACCACCGCCUCCAUCCACACAGACGGCAACACCACCCACCACAUCGGGAGCUUCGACUCCGACCUCAACAGCAUCGACAUCUUGAACAACCUGGACUCGUGUGAUCUGGGAGAUGAUGACCUCAUGCUGGACGUGGACCUCCCGGAGGACGCCUCUCUGCACGGCGGUGGGUUUGAGUCUCAGCGUCAGACAGCAUGGAGAGCUCUUCAUAUUCAUUAUUAUCAAUUCAGUUAUUUAUUUAACACUUCUCUCAGAUCUGAAGACGGAUAAGAGGAAGCCUCAAAUAACAAGUUUAUUCAUGGAAAUUAAAUCUACCCCUUAAGUUAUAACCUCCUUCUCGCAGUAAAACAUUUCUGUAUUUUCUUAGUAGUAGAUUGUUUUUUGACUCACUACAAAUACUACAAAACACUUCAUGUGAUAAAUGAUCAUAAUAAUGAUGUUUUGAUAUUAACAACAAUGACAAUUUAUACAUAUACACAUAAACACAAUGACUGACUGAGCUGCUAUGAACAUAUCACACAGAUGGAUUAAAAGUCAGUCGACUAUAAACAGGAACUAGAACAUCGUUUCCUUAACAGAAUUUAAGCCGUUAGCUGCCUGAUGCUACAAUAUGAGAUGACAAACUACACU